Aspergillus terreus NIH2624 is the source of this 567-nucleotide messenger RNA. RefSeq lists its product as uncharacterized. Lineage: Eukaryota; Fungi; Ascomycota; Eurotiomycetes; Eurotiales; Aspergillaceae. Bases 1 to 567 code for a protein of 188 amino acids. The transcript is spliced from 3 exons. The record is from RefSeq and is a predicted model, not a curated record.
AUGAAGCUCAAUCUCCUCGCUGUCUCUACUCUCCUGGCCCUGGCUGCCGCCCAGGAUGCCUCGUCCACCUCCACUGGCGCGUCUUCCGCCACCACCAGCCUGUCUCCCGAGGCCUCUUGCGCCGUGAAGUGCGCCGACACCGACCGCUGCUGCAUCGCCGCCUGCUACAAGGUCCCGUGUCCCAGCGACUCCAUGGCCAACGCCACCAACACCUGCGUGGCCGCCUGUCCCCAGGGCAGUGGCACUCCCGCCGACACCGAUGCCUACAGCCAGUGCCAGGCCCGCUGCUUCAGCAGCCACUUCUUCCCCGCCUCGGCCACCAACGCUGGCAGCCAGGCCACCGGUGGUUCCAGCGGUUCCAGCGACGCGACUGCUACCCAGUCCGGUAGCUCCUCCAGCAAAACCGGCUCGUCGUCUGAGAGCGGCUCCGGCUCCAGCUCUGGCACCGCCUCUAGCACCGGCGCCUCCGCCUCCUCCACCGAGAAUGCUGCCGCUAUCGCCCAGCUCAAGGUCGGUGUGUCGGCCGCUGGCGUCCUCGGCGUCGCUCUGGGCAUCUGGGCUCUGUAA